This is a messenger RNA of Pocillopora meandrina, 613 nucleotides long. The record is from the annotation of a GenBank genome assembly. NCBI's taxonomy places the organism in Eukaryota, Metazoa, Cnidaria, Anthozoa, Scleractinia, Pocilloporidae.
AUGGCCCAAAGGGUAACAAGGCAUCUAAGACUGCUGCGUCAGUUGAAAUACUUAACGGCCUCGAAAACCCCCAUGGUGUCAGAUUACCCAAGAAACUUUGGAAAUGCAGCAAAAGAUGGCUUAAAGGGGACAACCCGUUGGGCGGUGUACUAUUUAACAAAUCCAAUUUCUUGGUAUCCUGUACUUGAACGUGCCAUGAUCCUGUCGGCCAUAUCAGCAAUUCAACCGUUACUACCUCUACAGGUGACAGUACAGAGCAUAUAGAAGAUGAGGGACUGGGCGUAAACAUUUGUUGCAGCAGUGGGUCACCGCUCUGUCAGACAGGAAACAACAGUGGCAAUAGCUGCAACUCCCCCUUUGAAGAGAAAUUUAGCCAGGCGAACCGGUAAGCCUCGAACGCUCUGACUUCGAGGAGCAGCAAGAAAACAGCAGGAAACAAGACGAAAAGGAAGAUGGAAUAUUAGAGCACGAUUCCCCGUCAGUGAUGAUAGUGACAUUCCAUCUUUGGAACGAGAGGCUGAUUUUUACCCGGGAAGAUGAAAAUCAGCUUCGUAAGAAGUACUCGCUUCAACAGCGGUAUAACGGCUGCCACGCCUUUGCCACCGGACAUUGA